Nematolebias whitei (Rio pearlfish) is the source of this 2487-nucleotide messenger RNA. It is a transcript of the gene grm6a, whose product is annotated as glutamate receptor, metabotropic 6a. The transcript has 12 exons. NCBI's taxonomy places the organism in Eukaryota, Metazoa, Chordata, Actinopteri, Cyprinodontiformes, Rivulidae. Gene Ontology annotation, cellular component: membrane. Bases 1 to 2487 code for a protein of 828 amino acids. The record is from RefSeq and is a predicted model, not a curated record. Gene Ontology annotation, molecular function: adenylate cyclase inhibiting G protein-coupled glutamate receptor activity. Gene Ontology annotation, biological process: regulation of synaptic transmission, glutamatergic; G protein-coupled glutamate receptor signaling pathway.
AUGACAUCAUUAGGCCCUGCCUUCUCUUCUUUUUAUCUCCAUGUUUACUCUGAUGGCUGCCGCUCCUCUCUGUGGCCUCGACUCCUGCUUCCAUUCUGGUUCUGGUUUGCUGAGCAUGCAAUCCAGGUGAGGGCCUCCCACCAGCAUUUCCACCCCCACUCUAUAAAGAUACCUGGUGACAUCACUUUGGGGGGGCUGUUUCCAAUCCAUGCCCGUGGCCCCCAUGGUGUGAACUGUGGUGAACUGAAAAAGGAAAAGGGAAUCCACCGCAUGGAGGCCAUGUUAUAUGCUCUGGACCAGAUCAACAGUGAUCCUGGACUGCUGCCCAACAUCACGUUGGGGGCCCGGAUCCUGGACACCUGUUCCAGAGACACUUAUGCCCUGGAACAAUCACUCACUUUUGUCCAAGCACUGAUCCAGAAGGACAUGUCUGACGUCCGCUGCUCCAAUGGAGAAACGCCAAUUAUCCGCAAACCAGAGAGGGUGGUUGGUGUGAUUGGAGCAUCAGCCAGUUCUGUGUCUAUCAUGGUGGCCAACAUCCUGCGAUUGUUUGAGAUCCCUCAGGUGAGCUAUGCAUCUACAGCCCCAGAGCUCAGUGACAACAAUCGGUAUGAUUUCUUCUCUCGGGUUGUUCCUCCGGACUCGUACCAGGCUCAGGCCAUGUUGGAUAUUGUCAAAGCUCUGGGCUGGAACUACGUCUCUACACUGGCGUCUGAAGGAAACUAUGGAGAAAGUGGUGUGGAGGCAUUCAUGCAGAUCUCCAGAGAAGCUGGUGGUGUGUGUAUUGCUCAGUCUGUGAAGAUUCCUCGAGAGCCCACAGUUGGAGAGUUUGAUAAAAUUAUCAAGCGUCUCAUGGAGACAAGUAAUGCCAGAGGAGUGAUAAUCUUUGCCAAUGAGGACGACAUCAAGUGUGUUCUUGAAGCAGCAGGGCGUGCUAACCUGACUGGACACUUCCUAUUUGUGGGCUCAGACAGCUGGGGUGCAAAGAGUUCACCAAUUGCAGAGCUUGAAGAUGUUGCAGAGGGUGCUGUCACGAUCCUACCAAAACGAGCUUCAAUUGAUGGGAAAGAGAGGAUUGGUCAGGAUUCAUCCUACGAGCAGGAGGGAAAGGUCCAGUUUGUGAUUGACGCAGUCUAUGCUGUUGCUCAUGCUCUGCACAACAUGCACCAAAACCUUUGUCCAAACAGCCAUGGUGUCUGCAGCAACAUGGACCCUGUGGAGGGACGACUGCUGCUUGAUUAUAUCAGAUCUGUCAACUUUAAUGGAAGUGCAGGGAUGAGUGUUCUGUUCAAUGAAAAUGGAGAUGCUCCAGGACGCUACGACAUCUUUCAGUUCCAGAAUACCAAUCGCAGCCAUCAUGGCUACCAAGUGAUUGGACAGUGGACCAAUAAUUUGAGACUCAAUCUGGAUGAGAUGCAGUGGUCUGGAGGAGACAGCUCAGUUCCAGAGUCUGUCUGUAGCUUCCCCUGUAAAUCAGGUGAGAGGAAGAAGAUGGUCAAAGGAGUUCCCUGUUGUUGGCACUGUGAGCUCUGUGAUGGGUAUCAGUACCAGCUGGAUGAUUUUACCUGUGAGAACUGUCCGUCAGACAUGCGCCCCAGCCCUAACCGAACAGCCUGUCAUCCAACACCCAUCAUCAAGCUGGAGUGGAACUCCCCUUGGGCCUUAGUCCCUGCCUCCCUUGCCAUGUUUGGUAUCCUAGCAACCAGUAUUGUGGUGAUAACCUUCAUUCGCUUUAAUGACACCCCCAUUGUCAGAGCAUCAGGCAGAGAGCUCAGCUACGUCCUCCUGACAGGUAUUUUUUUGAUCUAUCUUAUCACCUUCCUGAUGAUCGCAGAGCCGGGUGUGGUGGUGUGUGCAUUCCGGCGCCUCCUGCUUGGUCUUGGCAUGGCCAUUACUUACUCUGCUAUGCUAACCAAAACAAACAGAAUCUACCGCAUUUUUGAACAGGGUAAAAAGUCGGUGAGCCCGCCCAAAUUUAUUAGCCCCACCUCGCAACUUCUCAUCACCUUCAUCCUCAUUUCUGUCCAGGUUCUUGGGGUGUUUGUGUGGUUCGCUCUGGUUCCUCCUCAUACCAUCAUUGACUACGAGGAGCUUCACCCCACAAACCCAGACUUGGCUCGAGGAAUCCUGAAGUGUGACAUGUCAGACCUGUCAAUCAUCUGCUGUCUCAGUUACAGCAUCCUUCUCAUGGUAACAUGUACGGUGUAUGCAGUGAAGAGUCGAGGUGUUCCAGAGACUUUUAAUGAAGCUAAACCAAUUGGCUUCACCAUGUACACAACCUGCAUUGUCUGGCUCGCCUUUGUACCCAUCUUCUUUGGUACUGCUCAGUCCACCGAGAAGAUGUUCAUCCAGACAGCCACUCUGACUGUGUCCAUGUCUCUGAGUGCCUCUGUCUCACUCGGGAUGCUCUACAUCCCCAAAGUUUACAUCAUCAUCAUCCACCCAGAGCAGAAUGUCCAGAAAAGGAAGAGAAGCUUCAAGGUCUAA